UAAAUUGUUGAGUCUGGUGUGUGUGUGUAUGAGCAUCCCAUUGAAAAAUUGUGAGUGGUUUAUUCACCCCCAAAACACAAAAUGUUUGGUUUCAAAGACAUGCCUCAGUCUGCAUCUUCCUUGUUCACGGCCUAUGCUUCAUUCGCCACCACUGCCAUGAUGAUCCGUUCCAUGACCACCAAUCUUCUUCCUCCCCAACUCAUAUCCUUAAUCACCUCCAUUUUCUUCUACUUUUUUCCUCCCAAGUCCACUCUCAUCACCACUCUCGUCAUUGACCAGAAGUGCGACUUCUUAAACAAUCAGCUAUUUGAAGCCGCCGAACUUUACCUCCGUACCAAAAUCAACCCCUCAAUGGACCGUCUCAAGGCCUCCAAAACCCCCAGGCAAAACAAAGUUGCUCUCUCCAUGGUAAAGGGUCAAACAAUUGUGGAUCACUUUGAAGAUAUUCGACUCCAAUGGGGAUUCGUCGCUGUAAAGAAGGAGAAGCGUAACGAAAUCAUCGAAGAGAAGUGUCAUUAUGAGCUUCUGUUCCCUAAGCAAUCCUUGGAUAGAGUCGUAAAUUUCUAUUUUCCUUACAUCUUACAGAGAGCCAAGGAGAUCAAAGCGCUGGAUAGUGUUGCCAAGCUCUGCAGCUCUAGUUGUUCCUACGAUGACGAAUCCCUUGGCGGUAAACGUCAAGGAAAGUGGGGAUCUGUCAGAUUCGAACAUCCCGCCACAUUUGAUACUCUGGCGUUGGAUCCUGAUUUGAAGAAGAUGAUAAUCGACGAUUUGGAUAGAUUUGUUAAGAGGAAGGAAUUUUAUCGAAAGGUUGGGAAGGCUUGGAAGAGGGGAUAUUUGUUGUAUGGUCCUCCUGGUACAGGGAAAUCAAGCUUAAUCGCCGCCAUGGCCAACUACCUCAAGUUUGAUAUCUACGAUUUGGAUCUCUCGGACGUCUACAGCAAUCAAAGUCUAAGAAAUUCAUUACUUUCCACUACCAAUCGCUCAAUUCUGGUGAUUGAAGAUAUAGACUGCAGCGUAAAUUUGCAGAAUCGAAAAUUCGAAGAGAAAUUCGAGCCUCCCAAAAGUCGCCUGACGCUAUCCGGAAUGCUGAAUUUCAUAGAUGGAUUGUGGUCGAGUUGCGGAGACGAGAGAAUCAUCAUUUUCACGACGAAUCAUAAGGAGCAAUUGGACCCAGCGUUGUUGCGACCGGGUCGAAUGGACGUCCACAUACACUUGGGCUACUGCAGCUCAAAGAUGUUUAAGGUCUUGGCCACCAACUACCUCGGCGCUGAGGUCACUGGUCACCGGCUUUACGAAGAAAUCAAAGGGCUGAUCGACUGCAUAAACGUGACUCCAGCAGAGAUUGCUGAAGAGCUAAUGAAGAGCGAUGAGGUUGACGUCGUGAUUGAAGGUUUAGCCAAUUGUUUGAAGCUUAAGAGAAAGGAACGGAAGGCAGGGGACGAAAAAAGGGACCGCAUUUUGGAAGAAAAUAAAGCAGAGCGGUAGUUGAAGAAAUGAUUCAAUAAUCGAUGAAUGAUGACAAAAAUGGUGAGUGCGGAAAAAAAGGUGAUGGUGGGCGAUGGGCAAUCGAUCAUAUCAUGGAGCGUCUCCUUUUGUAUACCUUCGUCCGUCCAUAUAACUCCAUUUUAGUUAAAAUGGCCAUUGUUUUCGUACUUCAUUAGUGCUUGUAAAUGGAGUCCAAGACUCAAAAAUUAUUUAAUAUAAAUGGCAUUUUAUAACAUUUAAACUUA
Molecule: messenger RNA, 1730 nt
Organism: Cucumis sativus (cucumber)
Lineage: Eukaryota; Viridiplantae; Streptophyta; Magnoliopsida; Cucurbitales; Cucurbitaceae
Product: AAA-ATPase At2g18193
Exons: 2
Coding region: 82-1485 (467 amino acids)
Molecular function (GO): ATP binding; ATP hydrolysis activity
Source: RefSeq, a predicted model, not a curated record